AACCCAUAUUACUUGGGAGGCUGUUUCACUCAUUCACUCUACUGUCUACAUGCUUCGCAUCUCUAUAUAUUUAUACCUCUACUUUCUUCCAUUCUUCAUCAAUCACUUGUUCCACAAACAUACUUUUCAUUCAAACAAAACACCUACUUACUUCAUCUAAUUAUUAAACAUCUACAAGAUCAUUUAAUUAUGAGUUUCAGAAGCAGAGCAUGGAUGCUGGCCGGAACUGUCGGAGUUGUGGAAGCCCUCAAAGAUCAAGGCUUUGCACGAUGGAACACCACCAUCAGGACCAUCCACCACCACGCCAAGUCCAAUCUCCGAUCAAUUUCUCAGACCAAGAAGUUGUCUUCGCCGGCGGUCAUGGCUUCAGGCGGCGGCGUAGAAGAGAGGGCGAAGCAAUCAGAGGAAUCGUUGAGAAAAGUCAUGUAUUUGAGCUGUUGGGGUCCCAAUUGAUCAAACCCCUUGCAACUGUUAUUGAUUUUAGCGUUUUAGACACCAGAUGAAAUGUACAUGUAAUUAUGCAUUGUGUACAACGUUUAUAAUGAAUAUUGAAAAUUGUUUCUGAUCAAA
Messenger RNA from Lactuca sativa (garden lettuce), 570 nucleotides. Lineage: Eukaryota; Viridiplantae; Streptophyta; Magnoliopsida; Asterales; Asteraceae. The record is from RefSeq and is a predicted model, not a curated record.